This is a messenger RNA of Nematolebias whitei (Rio pearlfish), 2019 nucleotides long. Its product is annotated as plexin-A4. Gene Ontology annotation, biological process: semaphorin-plexin signaling pathway involved in axon guidance; regulation of cell shape; negative regulation of cell adhesion. Bases 163 to 2019 code for a protein of 618 amino acids. Gene Ontology annotation, molecular function: semaphorin receptor activity; protein binding. The transcript has 6 exons. The record is from RefSeq and is a predicted model, not a curated record. Gene Ontology annotation, cellular component: semaphorin receptor complex. NCBI's taxonomy places the organism in Eukaryota, Metazoa, Chordata, Actinopteri, Cyprinodontiformes, Rivulidae.
CCUCUCCGCAGUGCCGAUGCGGCUCGGACUGAUAUCUGCAUAGAUUUCAGGUACACAAUGUCCUCCAUCUCAAGAAAAGCCUGAUCCCAACAGGCCAACAGCACUGGACUGUGCCUCUGUCCCUCUGUCCCUCUCCUCACCUGGCCAACCAUCAGCACAGCCAUGACAUCCCUCACGACGAUAUGGACCUAUUUUUCUGUAUGCUGCUUCCUGUUUAGUUUGGUGCUUCCUGUGACAUCACAAACAGUGGUGCAAGCCGCACAGACUCAUAGUGCUGGUUCCCAAGUGAUCACAGCAUUGCUCCAAGAGGAGGGGUAUGCAUCAUUUCAUGCUGAGAAAUCUGAGUGGACAUUUAACCACCUUGCUGUGGACUAUCGCAAUGGCAAUGUUUAUUUGGGAGCUGUCAAUCGCAUAUACAAACUGUCUCCAAGCUUGGAAGUCCAAGUGUCCCAUGAGACUGGUCCAGAUGAAGACAACCGCAAGUGCUACCCACCUCGUAUUGUACAGCCCUGCAGUGAGCCACUGACACUCACUAACAAUGUCAACAAAAUGCUUUUGAUGGACUAUAGGGAGAAUCGGCUGUUGGCUUGUGGCAGCCUCUACCAGGGCAUCUGCAAACUCCUUCGCCUGGAUGACCUCUUCAAACUAGGAGAGCCCUUCCACAAGAAAGAGCACUAUCUCUCUGGUGUAAAUGAGAGUGGUUCUGUUUUUGGUGUAAUUGUUUCUUAUGGUAAUGCCUCUCCUGACAUGCUGUUUGUAGCCACAGCCGUCGAUGGCAAACCAGAGUACUUCCCUACUAUCUCGAGCCGAAAGUUGGCCAGAAACUCAGAAGAGGAUGGCAUGUUUGCCUAUGUCUUCCAUGACGAGUUUGUGGCCUCUAUGAUUAAAAUCCCCUCAGAUACCUUCACAGUCAUCCCUGACUUUGACAUAUACUACAUUUAUGGCUUUGCCAGUGGGAACUUUGUCUACUUUUUGACCUUACAGCCUGAAAUGGGAGGUGGACCAACAACUGGAUCCUCUUCUGCUGGUCGAGAACAGGUUUACACUUCAAAGAUUGUUCGCCUGUGCAAGGCAGACACCGCAUUCAACUCCUAUGUUGAGGUCCCUAUUGGGUGCAUUAGUGGAAAUGUGGAGUACCGAUUACUCGAAGCAGCCUACCUGUCAAAAGCUGGUGCUAUCUUAGCGCCAUCACUGGACGUAGCACCGGAUGAUGAUGUGCUGUUUGCUGUCUUCUCAAAAGGUCAGAAAAGACGUCCACGGCAGGCCUCUCAGGACUCUGCCCUGUGUGUUUUCUCUCUUCGAAAGAUCAAUGAGAAAAUCAAGGAGCGACUGCAGUCCUGCUACAAGGGAGAAGGCACGCUGGACCUGGCCUGGCUGAAAGUCAAAGAUAUUCCCUGCAGCAGUGCGCUCUUGACCAUCGAUGAUGACUUUUGUGGCCUCGACAUGAAUGCACCGCUGGGCGUGUCUGAGAUGGUGCGUGGCAAACCUCUCUUCUCUGAUGCUGUUGACAAAAUGACGUCCGUCAUCGGGUAUGUCUACAAGAACCAUUCGCUGGUCUUUGUGGGCACAAAAAGUGGAAAACUCAAGAAGGACGUGCUGUCCCACUCCAGCUCUCUCCCUGAGGCCUCUGCCCUCUCCCAUGGUGGCUAUAGUCAGCAGGGAGUGAAGGAGAGUGAAAAGAGAGGCUGUGCCAGCAGGCAGUGUUAUUCCCCGCAGGGAGUUCUGAUUAAUGAAUCACAUCUUUCUAACCUGAGGCUGGUGCUGUGCUGCUGUGUUUUAACAACGCUGCAGAGCACCAGUCAGCUCUGUGCCAGCCUGCUUCACUGGCACAACAUGGGCACAGGAGAUGGGUGCCGUUACUGCUACCUGAGAGUUGGCACAUUUGCAUUAUGGGCAGAUGAGAUGUGUAGCGGUGGAAAUGCCACAUGUCCCAGCGUGGUGUCAUGUGCUGGUGUGAUCACUCCUUUCUUGGUGGAGAGGCAGUGGAACAGCAGGCUGGACAGCUGGAGGAAGGGGUGA